Molecule: messenger RNA, 675 nt
Organism: Hymenoscyphus albidus
Lineage: Eukaryota; Fungi; Ascomycota; Leotiomycetes; Helotiales; Helotiaceae
Source: the annotation of a GenBank genome assembly
AUGUCUACCACUUUCUAUAUGAACAUUAGCCAACUAUUCGAUGUCAGCCCCGACCUUACUUCAGAAUGUAUUGGCACCAGCUCAAAGAAUAACGCAUUUCACCGUCAAAUUUCAGCAAAUACCCGCGCAGGGGCAAGUACGACACUCUAUUCACUUGAACGUCUCGAAUUGAUUGAUGAGCUCUUGAAUCAGCUUCAGUCCAUUGCGGGUAAACUUCUCUGUCACCAACACUAUUUCCAACGAGAUAUAAUGUGCAAGCGGUGGUGUCGGGCUCUCCUCGAUAUAUACAGGAACUCUCUACCGUUUCAUGUACCGGGUGGAUUUCCAGAAGAGGAUCAGACUAUCUUGGCAGCAAUCUUAGAGCUUUGGAGGCUCAAGGUUGACAGUCCAUUCCCGUUGCGAGAGGAGGAAGCGGAGCGGGCACAGGAAGAACGGGCGGAGGAAGAACGAGCAGCCAAACGAGCGGAAGUAGAACUGGCUGAUGAAACGAGGCGAUCUGGGAAACCUAGACAGCCGGGAUAUCAGGAGUGGCCAAAGAAUAGCAGAAUGGCAUGGGAGGAUCUCGAGAAUGUACCCUUUCCAGAUCCACCAUCAUACGGAUGUGGUGAUAAAACCUGUGAAGUAUUCCGAAACAAGUCAAGAGUUCAAUGGUGUAGGCAUGGCUACAUAAUAUAG